GUGAUUCUAUUAUUUAUAAAAUUAAUUUUGAUACAAAUAAUGAAGUAAAUAUUUAUAAAAUUGGUAGAAAUAAACUAAUUGUUCAAAGCGUAGCGGAGAACAUUAUGGAUUACGCUAAACCAAUGCAAG
Messenger RNA from Funneliformis geosporum, 129 nucleotides. The record is from the annotation of a GenBank genome assembly. Lineage: Eukaryota; Fungi; Glomeromycota; Glomeromycetes; Glomerales; Glomeraceae.